AUGUCCAAUUCUGGCCCGUUCACGAUCAACGAUGCUUUCAUCAAAUCCACCGUCUCGAAAGAUGGCGCAGUAUACAUUUUCGAUCCCGCCCAGAAAGCUGAACACGAGCGUCUGGAGCUCCAACAUCAUGCGCUUGAGCAGCUGAUGUUGGGGAAACUGAUCCACGCUCCAGUCUCCUCGACACCGAGGAGGAUUCUGGAUAUUGGAUGUGGGACUGGAGCUACGACUGUGAGACUGGCGAAGGAAUAUCCCGAUGCGCAGAUUAUUGGAAUCGACCAGGCUACUGUUCCGCCUAUACAUGAGAAGCCGGAGAAUGCGAGGUACUUGGAGGGGAGGUUUGACGAGUCUGUAGAGGCAGGGAGCUUGGAGACCGGGACCUUCGAUUUGAUUUUUGCAAGAUUCCUUGUUGCCGGUGUUCAGGAUUGGAGGAAACACUUUGCGAUCUGUAAAGAGCUGUUGGCUCCUGGCGGUUGGAUGGAAUUCCAGGAACCGAGCGUUUUUGUUCACUAUUCCGCUGAUUCGAUGGAUGUUCCGAUUGAUGGGGAUUGGCAUUGGCCGAAGGCAGUCCACGACUCUGCGUGCAAGCGUUUCGGGAUUGAUCUGAGGGUUGGAGAGAGAUUGGAAUCCCUCUUCAACGAUGCCGGACUGCUCGAUGUCGGGAUGAGGAGAUAUCCGUUUGUGCUACAUCCAUGGCCCGCGAGACCGGAGACAAAGGCUCAGGGGGAGUAUUUCCAGAAGUAUGCUCCGGAGAUCAACCGUAAGGCGAUUGGAUAUUAUUGUCAAGAGGAUCUUGGGCCGGAAGAGAUUGUGAGCAUGCAGAGGGAGAGUGAUGAGACGUGUUUUGCGGGAUAUGUGGAAGGGAUGCACAAUCGGGUCUAUGCCUGUUGGGGCUGGAAAGGAGCAUAG
Messenger RNA from Lecanosticta acicola, 906 nucleotides. NCBI's taxonomy places the organism in Eukaryota, Fungi, Ascomycota, Dothideomycetes, Mycosphaerellales, Mycosphaerellaceae. The record is from the annotation of a GenBank genome assembly.